CGGCGGGGCCUCCAUGGUGGGAUCGGGAGCGGCUCUGCCCGCCCCGGCGUCACCUGCGGCCGCCGGCCCCGCUGCUGCGGGGCUGGGCUGGGCUCGGCGGGGCCGGGUGGGGCCGGGGUCGUGGCCGGGGGCGCCGCGGCGGCAGCUCCCGGGGGCCGCGGCGGCGGGAGCCGCUCUCCGGGGAUCUGCCGGCUGCCGCCUCUCCCGGGCGUGCUGGUGGAGUGGUGUGCGGCAGCGGGCACCGGCGGCAGAAGGGAUGGAGCGAGCUACGGAGGGCUCACCUUAUGGCGUGAUGGCACCGCAACCGUGGGGCACGGCCAGCCGGACUGCUUCCUUCUUCGGGAUCCUCCCCCGCUUCUCAACUGCACGCGUUGUGUUUUGCCUGCUCCUUUUAAUCUGGAUAUUAAGGAAAUCGUGA
This is a messenger RNA of Pyrgilauda ruficollis (rufous-necked snowfinch), 418 nucleotides long. RefSeq lists its product as uncharacterized. NCBI's taxonomy places the organism in Eukaryota, Metazoa, Chordata, Aves, Passeriformes, Passeridae. The transcript has a single exon. The record is from RefSeq and is a predicted model, not a curated record. The coding region runs from base 14 to 418 and encodes 134 amino acids.